Molecule: messenger RNA, 2048 nt
Organism: Chenopodium quinoa (quinoa)
Lineage: Eukaryota; Viridiplantae; Streptophyta; Magnoliopsida; Caryophyllales; Amaranthaceae
Product: butyrate--CoA ligase AAE11, peroxisomal-like
Exons: 2
Coding region: 201-1961 (586 amino acids)
Source: RefSeq, a predicted model, not a curated record
GAACGAAAAAAGUCUAACAUAGAAAACGUGGAAAUAAAAUACCCCACGUUGUCCUUGCUCAAUACGUCCGUUUGCUACAAGCUAAAGUGAUCUAUAAAUCAUGACACUCACCAAAUGCACACCAAAAGUGUCAAAUAAUUAGUUUUAUUAGUUCUAUUUUCUUUAAUUAGUUCUUAAAAAAAAAAAAAAAGCUACAAAUCAUGAACACUUACAUGAACAAGUACGAGGCAAACUAUACGGCACUUACUCCAAUCACAUUCUUGAAAAGAGCUGCUAAAUUUUAUGCUGAUCGUACCUCCAUCGUAUACGGUGGUGCUCGGUUUACUUGGCGGCAGACCUACGAUCGCUGUCGACGCCUCGCUUCCUCCCUCCAAUCCCUUGGCAUUGCCAAAAAUGAUGUGGUUUCUGUAUUGGCCCCAAAUAUACCAGCAAUGUACGAGAUGCAUUUUGCUGUGCCAAUGGCAGGAGCUGUGCUCAACACCAUCAAUACUCGGCUUGACGCCAAUACUCUCAAGUCUAUACUCGAUCACUCGGAAGCUAAGAUCCUUUUUGUGGACUACGAGUAUAUCCCUCUUGCUUACGAGGCGCUUUGUCUCUUAAACAAUGACCCAAAACGUUCAACAUCGAAAACCUCUAUUGUUAUCAUCACUGAGAUGGAUUCUCCUACAAACAAACAUGGAAAACACGAAAGACAAAACUUUGUUACUAUGGAAAAUGUCAAUGGUCGCCAUAACAAAAUGCAUGACAACAAUCAAUUGGAAUAUGAAUACUUGAUUGACAUGGGAAAUGUAGAUUUUGUACCGAUGAAUAUUGAUGAUGAGUGGGAUCCUAUUGCUCUUAACUACACAUCCGGUACGACGUCUUCUCCUAAAGGAGUGGUGUAUAGUCAUCGAGGCGCUUUCCUAAGUUCCUUGAGUAUGAUCUUAGGUUGGGAGAUGGGUACCGAACCCGUGUACUUAUGGUCCUUACCGAUGUUUCAUUGUAACGGAUGGACCUUUGCUUGGGGCAUUGCUGCUCGAGGUGGGACUAAUGUUUGUAUACGCAAUACAACCGCGUCUAUAAUUUACCAAAGCAUAGCACUCCAUGGAGUCACUCACAUGUGUUGUGCGCCGAUUGUGUUGGACAUAAUUCGUGAAGCCAAGCUAAAUGAGCUCGUACAACUAACCUCCCAAGUCCAAGUACUAACCGGUGGGUCACCUCCUCAGCCAGGACUACUUAAAGAGAUGGUGAAACUCGGGUUUCAUAUCGUGCACGGUUAUGGACUAACCAAGUCAGUAGGCCCUGCACUAGUGUGCGAGUGGCAAAAGAAGUGGUAUUGUCUUUCACAAGAGGAACAAGCACAAUUGAAGGCGCGUCAAGGGAUUAGUCCACUAAGCAUAGCAGACGUUGAUGUUAAAGAUACGGUAACAAUGCAAAGUGUGCCUAACGAUGGGAAGACGACAGGGGAGAUUGUGAUAUGUGGUAGUUGCAUAAUGAAGGGAUACUUUAAGAACGAGAAUGCUACCGCGAAGGCAUUUGCUAACGGGUGGUUCCAUACCGGUGAUGUAGGUGUUAUACACCCGGACGGGUAUAUAGAAUUAAAGGAUAGGUUGAAAGAUGUGAUCAUAUCUGGUGGUGAGAAUAUUAGUAGUGUACAAGUUGAACGGGUGAUUUAUCGACACCAAAACGUGUCGGAGGUGGCCGUGGUGGGGAUGCCACACCCGCGAUGGGGUGAAAGCCCUUUUGCAUUUGUGGUGAGAAGUGGUAAAGAUGAAAGUGUAACGGAACAAGAUAUCAUAACGUAUUGUAGAAAAAAUCUUCCUCAUUAUAUGGUGCCUAAGAAGGUAUGUUUUGUGAAGGAGCUUCCAAAGACUUCUACGGGAAAAGUUCAAAAGGGAAUAUUACGUGCUAUGGCAAAGAAGUUAUUUGAUGUGCAAAAUAAUCUUGUAUUGAGCCAAAAUAUUGUAGGCUCCCGUUUAUAAUGCUCGUUAUUGUUAUAUUGUUGACUAGAUUUUAAACCGGUGCAACAUGCACACGGUUUUAAUUUGGUUUUGUACUAACUUAAGAAG